UGCGCCCUGGAGGACGGGCUGCGGUCCAGUCAGGCGGAAGAGCCUGACGGCGAGCAGGUGAAGCGCGUGCCUGGAGACCGGAUGUCUAUUCAGACAUUACAGAAUCCAUUUCCCCUGUCGUGUCCCACUCCUCCGCUGACGGCCGGGUCAGGGAAAUCCGAAUCAGGCGUGCCUCUGCACCUCUGCCAAAGUCCUAGCAAAGUCCUCAGGGCAGGCAGGAGAUCAGAAAGUGACUUCAGCAAGAUAUGUUUAGACUUUGCCUGACUCAGAGAAUGCCAGAAAGCAGAUCCUUUAUAUAGACCAUGGGGUGUGGCUCCAUGACUCAGUACUUAUCCAGGCCUGCCCCUCCCUUCCUUUUGCUGACGUCGCCUAUCAAUUCUCUGGAAGCGAGGAUCUCUCCAGGCUCUAGCUGUUGGCAAUUCACAUUCCUCAGGCUCACAUGCUGUGGGGGAGGGGGAAGGGUCUAGUUGCUCCGUUUGCCUGGGCAUGGAGCCAGAGCUGGGGGCUGGAGGUAUUUCUUCUUCUUCAGUCUGUCUGGGCAUGGAGCCAGGGCUGGGGGCUGGAGGUAUUUCUUCUUCCGUGUUCGGAAGCAGAUAAGAAGACCCCGGCUGAGGUGAGAUUGGACGAGACACAACAUCCCCAAAUGAGGUUUCUCCAAAUGAAAAGUUUGAGACCAAGAUGAAACAUGGCUGCUCCUUCCUCAGCUCCUCCACCGUCUUAUGAAGAAUCGGCCGGUACCAGUAAUCCAGCUCCAUAUUCCUACUCACCUGCAGGGGGAAUUCCUGCAAAGGGGGCAUCAGCCCCUUACUCAGCCCAGACCCAGCCUCCAUUCCCACCCCAGCCCUAUGGCAUGCAACCCCAGGCAAACCCAGCGAUCCCUCCAGUGCCCCUCCACACCGUUUACAUCCCGGGGCCACUCAUUUUCCUGGACCAGCCCAUGCAGAUCUGCUGUCCUGCCUGCAACCAGAUGAUUGUGACCCGGAUCUCCUACAACCCUGGAGCUCUGACCUGGCUCUCCUGUGGCGGCCUUGCCUUGGUGGGAUGCUGGCUGGGCUGCUGCCUGAUCCCCUUCUGCGUGGACGCCAUGCAGGACGUCCAGCACUUCUGCCCCUGCUGCAACGCCUUCCUGGGUGUUCACAAGCGCCUCUGAGCUGAUCUGGGCCCCAAUGUCAGGAAGGCCCCCUUUCAUACAGCACCCCCCAAGUCCUCCUGGGCCUGUCCAGCCUCUCUUCAAGACUAGACCAUUGGAGCAACGCAGACCACCUCUCCAGCCGCUCUCCCAAACUUCAGCCUGCCACAGUCCGCACUGCCCAUGGGAUGAGCGGGUCCUGGCUUCUUGCAAAGGAGUGAAAGGACCACGCGGAGACUGCCACCCCCCCUCUGUGCCGGGCCUCCUCUGCAGGGAGAGUUUGCGGCACAACCUACAAGGACGGAAGAAAGGCCACUUUCAGUAUUUGUCCCAUGCCGUGCAGGACUCUAGCUGGUUCUCCCCUUUUCCCUCAUGGCACCUGCCUAGUAACAGAGCCACUGAGGUGGGCAGAAGCGCCUGCUGUGAUGCCGAGGCUGGGCACUCCCCCGAUCUGAGGGUUCCCAAUUUAGGGAGCAUAGACCCCUCGGCCUCAGCCCUCUCCCCCAGCCCAACGGGGGAAAGAGAGGCCCUGUGGCUGCCUUGGAAAGCGGAGCGGUGCUGGCAAGCUCUGCACGUGGGGGCCGAAGGUGGCUUCCUGCCCCCAGGAAGAAGGGCCUUUUGCUCUGCGGAUUAUGGGGGACAGAGCAGCUAGAGAGGGAGGCGAAUCUUUGGAGCACUUUAAAGAUGUUGGCUCUGCAAGUCCAACUUUAUUCUGAUUUGCUUCCAAACUUAGUCCUGACUUUUUCAGCUUUUGAAAUAAAACCGUCUUGCAAACAGGAA
Messenger RNA from Ahaetulla prasina, 1909 nucleotides. RefSeq names its product lipopolysaccharide induced TNF factor (gene LITAF). Gene Ontology annotation, molecular function: zinc ion binding. Gene Ontology annotation, biological process: regulation of cytokine production. Bases 686 to 1150 code for a protein of 154 amino acids. The record is from RefSeq and is a predicted model, not a curated record. NCBI's taxonomy places the organism in Eukaryota, Metazoa, Chordata, Lepidosauria, Squamata, Colubridae. The transcript is spliced from 5 exons.